This is a messenger RNA of Mustela erminea (ermine), 1948 nucleotides long. RefSeq names its product phospholipase A2 group III (gene PLA2G3). Bases 274 to 1737 code for a protein of 487 amino acids. The record is from RefSeq and is a predicted model, not a curated record. Lineage: Eukaryota; Metazoa; Chordata; Mammalia; Carnivora; Mustelidae. Gene Ontology annotation, molecular function: A2-type glycerophospholipase activity. Gene Ontology annotation, biological process: phospholipid metabolic process; arachidonate secretion. The transcript is spliced from 7 exons.
GGAUAAGAAAGGCGUGGUGAAUGGGGGCGUGGGCCCUGGCAAGUGCACUCCUUGGCCAAUCAGCAGCCUGCCCAGCCGGUGGAUUCAGUUACAAGUCCGAGAUCACCCCAUACUCCAGCCUCUUUCCUACUCCUCCCAAAGCUCCAUUCAUUGGCCCCGCUGCACUGGGUCUGCAGGGCACUGCUUCCGCUCAAUUGCUAAAGCUCCUGCCUCGUGGGCUGCCGGGGGUAGGUGUCCUGGGGGCUUUGUCUGACUGGGCUGGCCUAGGACAGAAUGGGGGUUCCGGUAGUGCUGUUAGGGAUGCUGAGCUUCCUGGGAGUGGCUAUGGGAGGCCCCUCUGCCCUCCGCUGGGACAGCACCUCCUGCCACUUGGCCAGUCCCAUCCCCGGCAGCCCCUUGGGGACCCUGAGCUUUCUGAGCAAGGGUGCCCAAAGACUGGCCCUGUUCCACACCCGCUGGGACAGGCAUGGGAGGCUGCAAGCGUGUAGCUGGCAAGACGAGCCAGAGCUCACCGCAGCCUUCAGUGCCCUCUGUGCUGGUGAGAUCACCCAGGGCUCCUUCAUCCACACCCCCGGCCCCGAGCUGCAGAGAGCCCUGGCCACCCUUUGGAGUCAGUGGAGGGCCUGCAGAGGGCCUGAAGGGGCUAGGGAGAAGCGAGCAGCAGAGACCAGGGAAGAGCAAGCAGGUGGAGCUCCUGGGAGCUUAAGACCUCAGCGGGUGAAGAGAGGCUGGACCAUGCCUGGCACCUUGUGGUGUGGAGUAGGGGAUUCUGCUGGAAACUCCUCCGAGCUGGGGGUCUUCCAAGGCCCUGAUCUCUGCUGUCGGGAGCAUGACCGCUGCCCACAGAACAUCUCGCCUUUCCAGUACAGCUACGGCAUCCGAAACUACCGAUUCCACACGAUCUCCCAUUGUGACUGUGAUGCCAGGUUCCAGCAAUGCCUGCAGAACCAGCGGGACUCCAUCUCGGACAUCGUGGGCGUGGCCUUCUUCAAUGUGCUGGAGAUCCCCUGCUUUGUGCUUGAGGAACAGGAGGCGUGUGUGGCGUGGUACUGGUGGGGAGGGUGUAGAACAUAUGGCUCCAUACCCCUUGCCCGCCUCCAGUCCAGGACCAUCUACAAUGCCUCCUGGAGCUCUCCCACCACCCCCGUGACUCCCAGCCUCCAAAGCCCAGCCCCCAGCAAGCCUCGACAGAAGCAGCACACCCACAAAACCAACACCACAGCCCUCUGGGUCCCCAUGGCCUCCACCCAUCCAGGCUUCCAGUGGCCACAUAAUGGCCUAAAACCCCGGGAUGCCCGCCGGGCCUGCCGCAGCUUCCACCGCCUGGAUCAAUGCGAGCAGCAGAUUGGGCCUCAGGAGACCAAGUUCCAGCUGCUCAAUAGCGCCCACGGGCCCCUCUUCCACUGCAAUUGCACACGUCGUCUGGCACGCUUCCUGAGGCUCCACAGCCCACCUGAGGGCACCAACGUGCUUUGGGAGCUGCUAGGCAUGACCUGCUUCGAGCUUGCCCCUCCACUGGACUGUGCUGAAGGCAAAGGCUGUUCCAGAGACCCUAGGGCCAUUAAGGUACCAGCCCGGCACUUGCGGCGACUUCAAAAGAGGCGACGCCAGCUCUGGGGUGUGGGCACAGGUGAGGGGCAGUUGCAGCCUUCGGAUCACCCAAGAGCCCCCAUGUCAUUCUAUGACCGCUGCCUGCAGCUGACCUUGCAGAGACCCAACAGGAGGGAGAAAUCCUAGAACUGGUGAUCUCAAUUCCAGCUCUCCUGGGCACCAGACGGGGCCCUGCCUCUAGCUCUGCUAGGCCCCAGGGGUUCUUGGCUUCCUCUCCAUGUGUUAGACUGAAGCGUGGCUCGGGACCCCCGUGGACAGCCAGGAGGCAAGGGGAGGUGAGGCUGAAAUACUGGACCACGUCUCCUGCUGUGCUGGGUGAUUUUGAGCUGGUGACCCA